Molecule: messenger RNA, 3492 nt
Organism: Nyctereutes procyonoides (raccoon dog)
Lineage: Eukaryota; Metazoa; Chordata; Mammalia; Carnivora; Canidae
Gene: PITRM1
Product: pitrilysin metallopeptidase 1
Exons: 27
Coding region: 59-3163 (1034 amino acids)
Biological process (GO): protein processing
Cellular component (GO): mitochondrial matrix
Molecular function (GO): metal ion binding
Source: RefSeq, a predicted model, not a curated record
GCGCCGUGAGUACGGAUAAGCGGAGCCGCGGCCGCGACCCUGACGUGGGUCACCAACCAUGUGGCGCUGCGGCGGGAGGGCGCCGGGCUUCCUGAGGCGGCGGAGCGGCGGGGCCAGCCCCGGAGCAUGGAGGAGGAGGGGCAGCAGCGCCUGUGAGAGGGCCCAGCAGCACAAGGUGGGAGAGCAGAUCCACGGCUUCACCGUCAGCCAGGUGACGGCCAUUCCUGAACUGUCCCUGACCGCAGUGAAGCUCAGCCAUGACUGCACAGGUGCAAAAUACUUGCACUUGGCCAGAGAAGACACCAACAACUUGUUCAGCGUGCAGUUCCGCACCACUCCCAUGGACAGCUCUGGUGUCCCGCACAUCCUGGAGCACACCGUCCUGUGCGGCUCUCACAGAUACCCAUGCAGAGAUCCUUUCUUCAAGAUGCUCAAUCGGUCGCUGUCCACUUUCAUGAAUGCCUUCACAGCUAGCGAUUAUACUCUAUACCCAUUUUCCACACAAAAUCCCAAGGACUUCCAGAAUCUGCUGUCUGUGUAUUUGGAUGCGGUUUUUUUCCCAUGCUUGCGGGAACUGGAUUUCUGGCAGGAAGGAUGGCGACUGGAACAUGAGAAUCCAAGGGACCCCCAGACACCCUUGACCUUUAAAGGCGUCGUCUUUAAUGAAAUGAAGGGAGUAUUCACUGACAAUGAGAGGAUAUUCUCGCAGCACGUUCAGAACCGACUCCUGCCUGACCACACGUACUCCGUGAUCUCCGGGGGCGAUCCCUUGUGCAUCCCAGACCUCACAUGGGAGCAGCUUAAACAGUUCCAUGCAACCCAUUAUCACCCCAGUAAUGCUAGGUUCUUCACUUAUGGCAAUUUUCCACUAGAACAGCAUCUGAAACAAAUUCACAAAGAAGCACUAAGUAAAUUUGAGAAAAUUGAGACAAACACUGCAGUGCCAGCUCAGAAGCCAUGGGAUAAACCAAGGGAAUUCCAGAUAACAUGUGGCCCGGACUCACUGGCUGCAGAUUCCUCUAAACAAACAACCGUCGGGGUCAGCUUCCUCUUACCAGACAUCACUGAUACAUUUGAAGCCUUCACGUUAAACCUCCUGUCUUCGCUCUUGAUCAGUGGACCCAACUCCCCUUUCUAUAAAGCAUUGAUUGAAUCUGGACUUGGUACAGACUUUUCUCCUGAUGUUGGGUACAACGGCUACACGCGGGAGGCCUACUUCAGUGUGGGCUUGCAGGGGAUCUCGGAGCAGGACACCCAGUCUGUGCGGGACAUCAUCGACAGGACGAUCGAGGAAGUCAUCGAGAAAGGAUUCAAAGAGGACCAAAUUGAGGCUCUCCUUCAUAAAAUUGAAAUACAAAUGAAGCAUCAGUCUGUCAGCUUUGGCCUCACCCUGACGUCUUACAUUGCCUCCUGCUGGAAUCACGACGGGGACCCUGUGCAGCUCCUGAAGCUGGGGAGUCAGGUGGCUCGAUUCAGGCAGUGCCUCAAGGAAAAUCCACAGUUUUUGCAAGAAAAAGUAAAACAGUAUUUUAAGAAUAAUCCGCACAAGCUGACUUUGUCAAUGACACCCGAUGACAAGUAUCUGGAGAAACAAGCACAGAUGGAGACAGAAAAACUAAAGCAGAAGGUCAACUCUCUUUCCCCGAAAGACAAGCAGCAGAUCUAUGAGAAAGGCUUAGAACUACAGGAUCAGCAGAGUAGACCUCAGGACGCCUCUUGUCUGCCAGCACUGAAGGUGUCAGACAUCGAGCCCACCAUGUCGUUCACGGAGUUGGAGGUGGCCCUGGCAGCUGGCGAGACCCCCGUGCAGUACUGUGCCCAGCCCACCAAUGGCGUGGUGUACUUCAGAGCAUUUGCCAGCCUGCACACCCUCCCGGACGAGCUCCGGCCCUACGUGCCGCUCUUCUGCAGCGUCCUCACCAAGCUGGGCUGCGGUCUUCUGGACUACAGGGAGCAAGCACAGCAGAUCGAGCUGAAAACGGGGGGGAUGACCGUGUUGCCCCACGUGCUGCCCGACAAUGCGCAUCUGGACACGUACGAGCAGGGUGUGCUUUUCUCAUCUUUCUGCCUCGAUAGGAACCUUCCGGACAUGAUGCACCUAUGGAGUGAAAUAUUCAACAGCCCGUGCUUUGAAGAAGAAGAACACUUCAGAGUGUUGGUAAAGAUGUGCGCUCAAGAGCUGUCCAACGGGAUCCCGGAUUCAGGGCACCUGUACGCGUCCGUCAGGGCGAGCAGGACCCUGACGCCCACGGGGGACCUGCAGGAGACCUUCAGCGGGAUGGAGCAGGUGAAGUUGAUGAAGAGGAUCGCAGAGAUGACAGACCUCGGGCCGGUGCUGAGGAAGCUGCCGCACAUCCAGAAACACGUGUUACACCGGGACAACAUGAGGUGCUCCAUGAAUGCUACACCUCAACAGAUGUCUCUGGCAGAAAAAGCAGUAGAAAAGUUCAUUAGAAGCCUCAGUCGGAGUAAAACAGAAUGGGAGCCUGUGUGCCCGUAUGUGGUCGAGAAACCUGCUCCUGGUGGAUCCAGCGUAAGCUCCCACGUGAGCGGCCCCCGAGUCCUAAGGAAGCUGAUCACAGACCCCACAUUCAAACCAUGGCAGACGAAGACGCACUUCCUGCUGCCCUUCCCGGUGAACUACGUGGGCGAGUGUGUUAGGACGGCCCCCUUCACAGACCCGGACCACGCCAGUCUUAAGAUCCUUGCACGUUUGAUGACUGCCAAAUUCUUGCAUACAGAAAUCCGAGAGAAGGGUGGUGCUUACGGUGGAGGCGCCAGACUCAGCCGUGAUGGGGUGUUCACACUUUACUCGUACCGGGAUCCACGUUCAACAGAGACGCUGCAGUCUUUCUCUGAGGCUGUGGACUGGGCUAAGGCAGGGAGGUUCACGCAGCAGGACAUUAACGAAGCAAAGCUUUCUGUUUUCUCCGUCGUGGACGCCCCCGUGGCUCCUUCAGACAGAGGGCUGGACCACUUCCUGUGUGGCCUCUCGGAUGAGAUGAAGCAGGCGCACCGGGAGCAGCUCUUCGCCGUCAGCCGCGAGGGUCUCAUCGACGUGAGCACCAAGUACCUUGGCGUUGGGAAGAGCACACAUGGGUUGGCUCUGCUCGGACCAGAGAACGCAGAGAUCGCUAAGGAUCCGUCGUGGAUAGUAAGAUAGCGAGCAGUUCUGACUGUACGCAGGGGUUGAGCGGCACUGGCCGGCAAGUGAGGCUGCUGAAAAUGAAGCCUGAGCUCAUUUAGUUGGGAAGGUGAGAGAAGUUACUGGUUCCCUGCACAUUUUGCUCACAUCAUUCUUAAAAUUUUGCGUGGCCCAGUUAGACCAAGCUCUUCUGUCCUCGAAGGAAAGAUCAUGAAGAAAUGAAUUGAAAUCAUCAUGUAUUAAGUGCUGGAGAUGCACAAAUUAUUCUAAGAAAUGGAUAUGUUUAUUUUACCUGGAACACUUAACUUAUUUUUAAAACGUAAAAAUAAAAGACAACUCUGACCUGA